Messenger RNA from Brugia malayi, 3693 nucleotides. RefSeq lists its product as uncharacterized. The transcript is spliced from 27 exons. Gene Ontology annotation, cellular component: cytoskeleton; cytoplasm. The record is from RefSeq and is a predicted model, not a curated record. NCBI's taxonomy places the organism in Eukaryota, Metazoa, Nematoda, Chromadorea, Rhabditida, Onchocercidae. Gene Ontology annotation, biological process: actomyosin structure organization; cortical actin cytoskeleton organization; regulation of cell junction assembly. The coding region runs from base 1 to 3693 and encodes 1230 amino acids. Gene Ontology annotation, molecular function: small GTPase binding; ATP binding; Rho-dependent protein serine/threonine kinase activity.
AUGGGGGAAGCAGCUGAACUGGCCGAACAGCUUCUCAACCCCCGUUCCAUGCUCAAUGUUGAUGGCUUACUGGAUGCGUUGGCGGCCUUGGUGGAAGAUUGCAAUUAUCCUUUGUUAAGGAGAACAAAAAAUAUCGACAAUUUUGUUACUCGUUAUAGUGAAGCAGUACAACAACUUACAACACUUCGUCUAAAAGGCUCCGACUUCCAGCUUAUCAAAGUCAUAGGACGUGGAGCUUACGGUGAAGUGCAGUUAGUGCGGCAUACUAUAUCGCGAAAUGUUUAUGCUAUGAAAUUGCUCAACAAAAAUGAAAUGGUACGGCGGGCUGAUUCGGCUUUCUUUUGGGAAGAACGAGAUAUUAUGGCACAUGCUCAUUCUGAAUGGAUUGUACGCUUGCACUACGCUUUCCAGGAUACCCAGUUUUUGUAUAUGGUGAUGGAAUACAUGCCUGGAGGCGAUUUGGUCAACUUAAUGACAUCAUAUGAUGUGUCUGAAAAAUGGGCUCGAUUUUAUGCAGCUGAGCUUGUAAUGGCUUUGGAUACCUUACAUGGGAUGGGGUACAUUCAUCGGGAUGUUAAGCCGGAUAAUAUGCUUAUAAGUAAAUCAGGUCACGUGAAAUUAGCUGAUUUUGGUACUUGUCUGCGCAUGGGUCCGAAUGGCUUAGUAAAAUGUACUACUGCAGUUGGUACUCCUGAUUAUAUUAGUCCAGAAGUACUGGAAUUACAAGGCACCGAAGGAGUAUACGGUCGUGAAGUUGAUUGGUGGGCUGUGGGUAUAUUUGUGUAUGAAAUGCUGGUGGGUGAAACACCCUUUUAUGCCGAUUCUCUGAUGGGGACUUACACGAGAAUCAGAAAUCAUGCGACAGAACUGAAUUUUCCGGAAGAUGUUGAGAUGUCAGAAAAUGCCAAAAAUUUAGUGCGCGCUUUUCUUUCUGUCUCAGAAAAACGGCUUGGUAAAGAUGGUGUCGAAAGUAUAAAACAACAUCCUUUUUUCCAGAAUGAUGAGUGGAACUUCGAGACUAUUCGGAAGGCCGUGCCUCCAGUGAUUCCCGAACUAAAGGGUGAUGACGAUGCUUCUCAUUUUGAUGACAUUGAAGUAAAAGAGCCGGAUCCUGCGGAGUUUUUUCAAAUUCCGAAAUCAUUCGCUGGAAACCAGCUACCCUUUGUUGGUUUCACGUAUUCUAAUGAAACUGGACCGAUUUCUGUAAUUCAAAAAAAGUUUGAAACUACGUCAAGGGAUGAUGCUGUGCAAGUUCGAGCUGCUUUAAAUCAGCUGAAUCAAAUUUCAGAAUCGCAGCUAGAGGAUGAAAAACGAAAGCUUGAAAAGGAAUUAGCAACAUAUCAAAUACAAGUGAAAGAUUUGGCUCGAAAACUUGAUAUGGAACGUGAAGAAAUGAAUAUUAAAAUUAAAAUGAUAACUUCUCUGGAAGAGCAGCUAAUUAUCAAAGCAAAGGUGGAAGAUCGUAUGAAAGAGCUUGAACGGCAAAUCGGAGAGCUGAAUGAAAAAUGUCGUCAUCAUUCCGAAGCGGAAGAGCGGGCCAGAAAGCAGCAAAGUGAAUUGCAUGCUAAAUUAAAUUCACAGAAUGAAAUUGCUCGUGAAUUAAAUGAGCGACUUCAGAAAAGUAAUGAAGAAGAGACGGUACUACAGCAGCAAAUUGAUCAGUUGCAUGCUUUGAAUUCACAAGAAAGAGAAAAUUUAAGACGAGCACAGCAACGGUCUAAUGAACAGAAUGAAAAAGUAGAAGAGUUACGGAUAGAAUUAGCAGCAGCACGUGAUCGGGAAAUGGCAUUAAAAUGCCAAGUGGGAAAACUGAGUGAAUUAAUGGCGCAGCAGGAAAAUUUUUCUGAUGAAAAUAAGAUUAACGAUGAAGCCAGGAAAAAUAACGUACGUCUCGUUGGCGAUCUCCAAGCAGCUCACAAAAAGCUAGAGCAGUUAACAUCCCACUUGGAACAAGAAACUAAUCGCAGAAUAUCAGCACAAAAUGACGUACACUGUUUGAAUGACCAACUAUCAAAUAUGCAAAGUUCAUUGCAUUAUCAAGAAAAUGAGUUGAAGCGUGUUCGUGAUGAAAAACGACGCUUAGAGGAUCAACUGCAAAGCCUGUCAUCAUUAAGUCGUCUUUUACAAAGACAGCUGGAAGAUGUUCGAGAGCAGUUUGACACUGAAUCCUCAUUUGUAAAUAUAUACAAGACAGAAAUGAAUGCUUUAAAUGAAGAAUUGUUGGAAAAAACACGGCGCUUAGAACAACUGGAAGAACAUCAAAGGCGAGAAGAAGAAAGAACUCGUGAUAUGCUUGCACAUCUUGAAAGUGAGCGACUGGCACGACGUAUUGCUGAAGAAAAUUUAUCCACUACAGACAAAGAAAAAACGAUGCUUGAAGUUGAAGUACGUCAACUUGUACAACGACAUGAGAAAGAGUUGGCAGCCAAAGAUGCUGCUAUACAAUUAAUUUCGCAAAAGGAAGAAGAGCUUCAACAGUCCUUACAAGGCGCCCAAAAUGAACUACGUUCCAUUUCGGAACGAGAUUGGUCACGUACUUCACCAGAAGAGAGCAUACGAGAUUUGAAAAACCAGUUGGAGCACGAAAAAGUGAUGAAAACUACUGCCAUUAAUAAAUUGGAAGAAGUGAUGGCUCAACGUCAGGCAAAUGAAGCCCUCAAAAAAGGUAAAAUGAGUCGUAAUGAUGCAAGAAGGCGAGAAAAGAAGAUAGUUGAACUGGAGAAAGACUUAAGAAUGGAACGGCAGAAGUAUGAGGAACGUGUUAUGCAGAUAGUAAAGGAAAAUGAACAGUUAAAGCUUGCGUUAGCUGAAGAAGAAAAAGCAAACGAAAAGUUGCGAAUGGAUCUUGAAACAUUCCGGCAUCUGGAAACUGCAAUGAAUGAGCAAAAGAAGCGGGAGAGGCAAGAAAUUCAUGGAGAUCACCCUCGAACCUCUGCUACCAACCUCAUGCAAGGAAUUAAUGAAAAUGAGUUGCGUUAUGAUGGCGCAGUCUCAAUUCGUUUAACAGUGAAGAGGCGACAACAAUGGCAAGAGUGUUUUGCAAUUUUUAAUCCUGCUGGUCUUUUCUUUUACUUGACUCAAAAUGAUCGUCAACCCUUUCAAACUAUCCAGGCCGAUAGACUAUGCCACGCUCGUCAUGUGAGCGCUGCAGAUGUGAGGUGCGCUGGGGAGAAUCAGUUGCCACGUAUUUUCCAGAUUUUAUAUGGUACUGAGGAGAAUUCAUCAUCUCGGCGCUCUUCAGUUGCUGACUUAUCAUCACUGUCAGGUUCACGUGAGGAAAAGCUAGAUAAAGCGUUAUGGAAUCGACAUGAUCUUGUCGAACUGACUUUCCACAUGCCAACGAAUUGUGAUCUUUGUGUUAAACCACUGUCAAAUUUGCUUCGACCUCCACCAGCUUUCGAAUGCAGGCGUUGUCGAAUGCGUUUCCACAGAGAUCAUCUUGGAGUAGAAACAAUACCGCAAUGCAGACAAACAGUAGAUGCUCGAGAGAUGUUAAUAAUGGCUCCAUCAGCAGAAACAUGUGAAGCGUGGGUUCAGCAUUUAAAACGUUUCCUUGAUUACAAACAUUCCCAGAAAAUGGGGACGCUACUUCCUCUUUCUGGUAGCUCGAUGAAAGUGCCUACAAAGUCAGCAAACGUGCCUCGUUCUGCUACUCUCCCAAACAAUUCACUUAUUUCUCCGGUAGCUCUGUGA